Messenger RNA from Hibiscus syriacus, 849 nucleotides. RefSeq lists its product as uncharacterized. Lineage: Eukaryota; Viridiplantae; Streptophyta; Magnoliopsida; Malvales; Malvaceae. The coding region runs from base 1 to 849 and encodes 282 amino acids. The record is from RefSeq and is a predicted model, not a curated record. The transcript is spliced from 2 exons.
AUGGAUUUGUUCCUUGAUGUCAAAGUCGUGCAUCUCCGUAGCCACCAUGACAAGUAUCUCUUUGCCAAGGAAGACGAAGAAUCCGUUUCUCAAAUCCAAAACGGAUCCUCCCAAAAUACUCAGUGGACCGUCGAGUUCGUGCCUGGAACACACAUCAUCCGCCUAAAAAGCUCCUACAACAAGUACCUUACUGCCUCAAACCAACCAUUUUUACUAGGCGUGACGGGUAGAAAAGUGAUCCAGACACCUACUAGGAAUCCCGACUCAACUGUCGAGUGGGAACCCAAUAGAGAAGGGUCUCGCGUAAAGCUCAAGACUCGUUGCGGUAACUUUUUGCGAGCAAGCAGAGGGUUACCACCAUGGAAGAACUCAGUAACGCACCACGUUCCUCAUAGGAAAGGAACUCAAGAUUGUGUAUUGUGGCAUGUGGAUAUUGUGAAGAGUCAAUUUGAAACUCCAUGGAGUGGUCAUUGGCCCUCAUUUCCACCAGCUAUUCCUCGUGCAGAUUCAUUUAACUUUCAAUCUACUUCACCUUCUUCGGUUUCAACCAAUUCUGCACACUUUUCGAGCGAAGAGUCGAUUGAUUGUUAUUUGGACUCACCACCAAAAUCCAAAGGUAGGACUAUUUGCUACCAUGUAGCAGAUGAUAGCGGCGAGUUUGACGACAAGGCAUUGAAAGGUUACUGUUUUAGUUUUAGGGGUGACACCGUAGAUGAACUAACUCAGAAAUUGAAACAAGAGGCGGGGCCCAAAGAUGCCGUGGUGUGUGGUCGGAGUCCGUUGAACGGGAAGCUUUUCCUCGACGUUUGCAGCUUCCUCCCAACAAUAUGGAUAUUCAUGUUGUUUUAG